AUGGCGAAUGACGGCGAAGCCGCGAGACAGACCCGCGACAUGGAGAACCUAAUACAAAGGCUCAAACGCUGGUCGCCUUUCGCCCGAUCACCAGCGCGCACAACAACCAGCGGCACGCAAACAUCACCCGCCGGGACGGGCAUGAAGAAAGCACCGGCAGACACAGCAGCCGCCAGCACACAGACAAGACUCAUCUGCGUCCGCGAAGCCGGCACGCAGACGAGCACGCGCGCGAAGGAGCGACAACAAGCGCACACGCACCGAGACACCGUGCGCUACACAGAGAUAGGCACAAUCUCGUUGCCAGAAUUCGCCGAUUUUAAAUUGCCGGAGCCGACAGAGGAAAAGAAAAAAGAAAUGCAACGGGACAAACAGCUCACAAAAAAGAACAAAGCCGAGGAGGAACGCCGAGAGGCAACCGAGCAGGCGCGCCAACAAGAAGUGGCUGAUAAAGAAGAGAGGCAACGCAGGGAAAAAGCUCGUGCCAGAGCAGUGCCAGCCGAGAGCCAACUCGCGUGGCGAGCAUAUUUCUUCCGCGCAAAUCACUCGAUUGAAGUAGCGCGGAAGAAGCUCAAACAAAAGCAGCUGUGCCAGGACGCAGUGAAAAUGGCAGUGCCAGAGAGAUUGCGGCCGGAAGUGUCGCGCCGCCUACGACAAUACAUAGCCACACAUGAGGAGAUAGAGGAGCAGAUCGACGCAAGAACGAUCACCGAAACCAUCGAGCUCCUGCAACACCAAGCCGAGGUAAUAGCGAAGCAAAUGGCAGAAGAGACCAAACACAGCACAACACAGCAACACAGCGCAGCUCAGCAGCACAGCGCAGUACAGCAGCACAACAGCACAGCGCAGCACAACAGCACAGCGCAGCACAACAGCACAGCGCAGUACAACAGCACAGCACAGCACAACAGCACAGCGGAGCACAGCAGCACAGUGCAGCACAACAGCACAUCAGCACAACACAAUGUAGCAACUGUACAGCACAGCGACAUUGCAGCACAGCGAAACAACAUAACAACAUCAGCACAGCAAUACCCGCAACAACGAACCGUGAGCGAGGUAUUACCACGUCCACGACCGACACCAAGCACAGUGGCCGAGAAAAGAUCACCCGACCAGACAAACGAGCACCGCAGUGGAAAUCCGAGAAGGAUGUUUUACAAAAACAAGUACGACGUCCCUGGGAUGGAGAAUCUGCGGGACUUACUAACUAAGAAGUUGGUAAGCAAACAAUGGCACCCGCAGAAUGAAGAUCAACGGGAGUUGCUAAGUAGAGCACACCGUAAAGAAUACGAAAGAAGGAUGCUACGCGCACUGAAAAAUAAAUAA
This is a messenger RNA of Phymastichus coffea, 1329 nucleotides long. RefSeq lists its product as uncharacterized. NCBI's taxonomy places the organism in Eukaryota, Metazoa, Arthropoda, Insecta, Hymenoptera, Eulophidae. The record is from RefSeq and is a predicted model, not a curated record. The coding region runs from base 1 to 1329 and encodes 442 amino acids. The transcript has a single exon.